Messenger RNA from Xylona heveae TC161, 1967 nucleotides. Its product is annotated as aspartokinase. Lineage: Eukaryota; Fungi; Ascomycota; Xylonomycetes; Xylonales; Xylonaceae. The transcript has 4 exons. Bases 96 to 1670 code for a protein of 524 amino acids. Gene Ontology annotation, biological process: amino acid biosynthetic process. The record is from RefSeq and is a predicted model, not a curated record. Gene Ontology annotation, molecular function: aspartate kinase activity.
UGUGAGCGUGAAAAUCGGUCCUGGAGGACAGAGACCAUCCCUAGACCUUCUUCAGUGCAUAACUGGACCCCAAUUCGCUCACACAUCAUUCUACAAUGGCCUCGGACAACGGUGACAUUUUAGCUGACCUGCCAACAAGAGCGCCCGGCUCGUCCAAGGGCUGGAUUGUGCAAAAGUUUGGAGGUACCAGUGUUGGUAAAUUCGCCGUAAACAUCGUCGAGAAUAUAGUACGGGCCAGCGCCAAGAACAAUCGAGUCGCUGUGAUAUGCUCUGCCCGGAGCAGUUAUACCAAAGCUGAGGGUACUACGAAUCGAUUAUUACGAGCUGCAAGGGAAGCAGAAAAAGAAGAAGACCCGCAGUUCGAAGCCAUUGUCAAUAUAAUAGCAGAGGACCAUAUUCAAGCCGCCAAAGCCGACAUCAAAUCGCCGGAAAUUCUCGCACGGCUAGUGGAAGAAAUCAAGUGGGAGUGUAACGAUCUUGUGUCGUUCUUGGAUGCCACGCGGCGAGUGGGUGAAGUCAGCAGGAGAUCCGAGGAUAAAAUCAUCAGCAAAGGCGAGAAAUUGAGCUGCCGCUAUGUCGCUGCGCUGCUUCAAGAUCGAGGAGUGGACUCGCAAUACGUGGAUCUUUCCGACGUGAUCGAUUUCAGAAUCCCACAGGGACUUGACCAGGAAUUCUACAACCAACUGGCGGCAGCGCUUGCCGCAAAGAUUCGUGCAUGUGGGGAUAAACUCCCUGUGGUCACGGGCUAUUUUGGCACGGUACCUGGAGGCUUGCUCGACAAGAUUGGGCGUGGCUACACUGAUCUCUGCGCCGCACUUGUCGCUGUCGGUAUUGCCGCGGACGAGCUUCAAGUGUGGAAGGAAGUCGAUGGCAUUUUCACUGCGGAUCCCAGAAAAGUGCUGUCAGCGCGCUUGCUCUCCGCCAUUACUCCUGCCGAAGCGGCUGAAUUGACGUUUUACGGCUCCGAGGUCAUUCAUCCAUUCACCAUGGAACAAGUCAUUCUCGCCCGGAUCCCCAUCCGCAUCAAGAACGUCAUGAACCCGCAGGGCAAGGGAACUAUUAUCUACCCCGACACCCCAGAAGACUUUGACCUGGCCGUGCCGCCCCCUGACGCUAAACUUUCUCGACGGCGGCGACGAUCAAGCGUACUCUCCCAACCUAGUGGACCCAAGCGGCCGACGGCAGUGACGCUCAAGGACCGCAUCAUUGUGCUCAACGUGCAUUCCAACAAGCGCUCCCUCUCGCACGGCUUCUUCGCCAAGAUCUUCACCGUCCUGGACAAGUGGGAACUCUCUGUCGACCUCAUCUCCACCAGCGAAGUCCACGUCUCCAUGGCGCUGCACUCGGAGUCUGUGCUGCCCCGCGCCGGAGAGGAAAUCGAUUUUAAGAUUCACGAUCGCAACCUUUUCGGGGCCAUUGGCGAGCUGCAGAAUUAUGGUACUGUCGAUGUCAUCCCUGACAUGGCCAUCCUGAGCCUGGUCGGCAGACACAUGAAGAAUCUGAUGGGCAUUGCCGGCAGAAUGUUUGUCACCCUCGGCGAAGGCAAUAUCAAUAUCGAUCUCAUUUCUCAGGGCGCAAGCGAAAUCAACAUUUCGUGUGUCAUCAAGGCAGCCGACGGCGACAAAGCCCUGAAUCUCCUCCACUCACAUCUCUUCAACUUUGCGGAUUAAAGUCAUGUCAUGUCAUGUCAUGUCAUGUCAAGUUCAAAAGUCAAAAUCAAAAGUUUUAGAUCUCAUCCAUCGAUUAGUACCGAGGUACUUGGCUAUACGCACCUCAUGUCAUUUACUACAUUUCCUUACUCUGGCCAUUCCAUGUCUUGAAUGUCGAUAUCUCCUUUGUCUCUUAUGCGGGCACAAAAAAAUUGGCGCAUAGGUAGCGGGUUUAGUUGUAUCUUGGCUUAUCUUUUAUUUUAUUAUAGCUUAUCAUAUAUUUCAUAUUUGCUUGUCAUCUGUUCAUCUUAGCUGGUC